Messenger RNA from Tachysurus vachellii, 2629 nucleotides. RefSeq names its product cytohesin 3a (gene cyth3a). Gene Ontology annotation, molecular function: guanyl-nucleotide exchange factor activity. The record is from RefSeq and is a predicted model, not a curated record. The coding region runs from base 647 to 1702 and encodes 351 amino acids. The transcript is spliced from 14 exons. Lineage: Eukaryota; Metazoa; Chordata; Actinopteri; Siluriformes; Bagridae. Gene Ontology annotation, biological process: regulation of ARF protein signal transduction.
UAUCUGAGACUCUGUCGCUUUUUCAGCUUAUCACCGUGGAUCACACACUGGAUGUGAGAAAAAAAACAACAAAAAAAAAAACAAGUGAAGUGUUUGGAUGUGCACUGAAAUCUGACCUUGCUUUCCGAGAAAUCUUCCUUUGGACGCGUUAAGAGGAUACUAAGAGGAUACUGUUGCUCCUGCAGUUUGGCUGAAGACAAACGUGAAAGAGGGAGAAAGUCAAUAAACAGACUGUCUGACCUUGUGUUUGGGUUUGUUGUUUGUGAUAAGCUGUUUUAUCUUCGAUCUUUCACCCGACCUGAACAUGGAUGAGGACAGUAGAGAAACUUUUAAAAUGAUGGCUGUGCACCAGGCCCGACCUCCCUAAUGCUCUUGUGGCUGAAUGAACACUAAUUCCCACAGCCAUGCUCCAUUAUCUAGUGGAAACCCUUUCAAGAAGAGUGGAUUAACAGCAGAGCAGCAACUCAAUAUUAAUGCUAAUGGUUUUGGAAUGUGAUGAUCAACACUCAGCUGUCCACAUACCUUUGAACAUAAAGUCCCUGAAGACCUUUCUCUAGCAGAAAGAGAUGAACUGUCUAACAUUCGACGGAGGAAAAAAGAACUACUAGAUGACAUUGAACGGUUAAAGUUUGAGAUUGCUGAAGUGAUGACAGAGAUUGAACAAUUAACAUGCAUGGGAGAGACAAAGACCACACAGAGGAAUAAGCAGAUGGCUAUUGGAAGGAAGAAAUUCAAUAUGGAUCCUAAGAAGGGUAUCCGGUUUCUUUUGGAUAAUGAUCUUCUGCAACACACACCUGAGGACAUUGCACAGUUCCUAUGCAAAGGAGAGGGCUUGAAUAAAACAGUCAUCGGAGACUAUUUAGGCGAAAGGGAUGAUUUUAACAUUAGUGUUCUACAGGCCUUUGUGGAACUACAUGAGUUUGCAGACCUCAACCUUGUGCAAGCUUUACGGCAGUUUCUGUGGAGCUUCAGACUCCCUGGUGAGGCUCAGAAGAUUGAUAGAAUGAUGGAAGCUUUCGCAUCACGAUAUUGCCAGUGCAACCCAGGCGUCUUCCAGUCCUCAGACACGUGCUACAUCUUGUCAUUCUCCAUCAUUAUGCUCAACACCAGCUUGCACAACCCCAAUGUCAGAGACAAGCCAACUGUCGAGAGAUUCAUCUCUAUGAACCGUGGCAUCAAUGAAGGUGGUGAUCUGCCUGAGGAGCUGCUCAAGAAUUUAUAUGAAAGCAUUAAAAAUGAGCCAUUCAAAAUCCCUGAAGAUGACGGCAAUGAUCUGACACACACGUUCUUCAAUCCAGACAGAGAAGGUUGGCUGCUUAAGCUAGGAGGAAGGGUAAAGACGUGGAAAAGGAGAUGGUUCAUUCUUACUGACAACUGCUUGUAUUACUUUGAAUAUACAACAGACAAAGAGCCUCGUGGGAUUAUUCCACUGGAGAACCUCAGCAUAAGAGAGGUGGACGAGCCAAGAAAACCAAACUGCUUUGAGCUCUACAACCCAAGUCAUAAAGGUCAGGUGAUCAAAGCCUGUAAAACAGAAGCAGACGGCAGGGUUGUAGAGGGAAACCAUGUGGUGUACAGAAUAUCAGCCCCUACUCCUGAGGAGAAAGAGGAGUGGAUCAAGUCCAUCAGGGCCAGCAUCAGCAAGGACCCGUUCUACGAGAUGCUGGCAAGCAGAAAGCGGCGAGUUGCCACUAAGAAGUGACAGCAAGAUGACCUUUACAGGUGUACUGAUCUCUAAUAGAGAGUCUAUUGUCUGCUCAUCUACAGAGGAGCUUAUUAAAUCCUAAAGGAGGUUAGCUGCAGGACACAGAGACUCUCAGACUCACAGAGACAUCAAAGACUCUCAGCAGUAAAACUCUCCAUGCUUGGUGGAUACUUAAACGUGGGAAUCUGCAGAAAAGCUGAAGUGUUCAUCACUUGUUGAAGGAAAAAGGACAGACACAGUACCACAUUGCCCUCUACUGUUCAUCUGCAGCAAUUACCACACAUUCUUACUAAUACUGUAUUAUAGUAUAUUCUAAAAUUGGUCUCUCAUUCUCACAUUAGUAUUAUAAUUAUCUUAUUGACACCUAUUUACCUGAGAAUAAAUAAUAAAAAAAACAUGUAGUGCCAUAGUGUCCAUUAAACAAAAGGCCUUUCAGUAUUUUUUUAAUUAAUCUAUUAUUUAAAAUUAUUUUAUGACUACAGAUGUAUCAUGCGAUCAAAAUCAGCAGGACUGAUUAUGUGAGGUUUUUCCACACAACUAUACUUUGUUAAAAUUGUUUUAAGUCAUAUAAGCAAAUGAAGGAUGUUGUGUCUGUGAUGCCUUUAAAGUUUUAGUGAAACUCAGUCUUUGGUUACAGGAUUUUAUUCUAAUAAUCUACGACAAUGUUGAGACGAUGUUCAAUUGUGUCGGUCUUUCUGUGAAGCCAUGGAGCUACAGUAAAAGUCCAACUGAAAAUGGAUUUUAAAACUAUUGGCCAUUUGAAUUAUGAAUAUUUUCAGAAACGUAAACUAGUCUUUUAAAUCCAUUAGUGGUCAUUGGUUAUGGUCCAUGAAUGAGUGCUUAUAAGUUAAAUGAGGCAAAGGACCAGUGGGGGUAGGUAUGGGUGGGGACUGGAAACUGGCAACAAAAACCCAAAAUGUGAAU